Messenger RNA from Benincasa hispida (wax gourd), 3114 nucleotides. RefSeq names its product para-aminobenzoate (PABA) synthase family protein. Gene Ontology annotation, cellular component: cytoplasm. Gene Ontology annotation, molecular function: aminodeoxychorismate synthase activity. Gene Ontology annotation, biological process: L-tryptophan biosynthetic process; 4-aminobenzoate biosynthetic process; folic acid-containing compound biosynthetic process. NCBI's taxonomy places the organism in Eukaryota, Viridiplantae, Streptophyta, Magnoliopsida, Cucurbitales, Cucurbitaceae. The record is from RefSeq and is a predicted model, not a curated record.
GAAUUUGGAAUCGGUAGCAUACGGCCUCAAACGAGGAAUUUCCGUAUCAAAUUCAGUUGGUUCAUCAAAGAGCACGUCCCGCCCUUUUGGACACCACCAUAAAUACCGCCAUUUCUAUAUUCAAUCUCUUGUGCUCUGCCGCUCUCCCCUUCUCGGCUUCACUCUCCAGAGCUGGAUGGGAGGUGGAAACUAUGGAUGUAAUUAUAUCUAACCAUUAACACCUUCAUAAGAAUAGGAAAAAAAAAAAUGAAUACGGGUUUGCAUUCAUUGCCAUCCGAGCUCAACUUUCGGGAUGGCGGUAUGUUGUAUACAAGCUUGAAUUCAGUCGCAUCGAAUGGUUUUGUAAGAAUUUAUUAUCUCGAACAGAAAAGACAGUGUAAAGCAUUAAGGAAAAAUGCUGGAAUGUUGUCUUUAUCAAGUCCGACAACUUCAAAGCUUAUGGAAGGAUCGUUCAUGAGGAAGGAACAGCAACAUAAGCCUCGUUUGAAGCUUGAGUUUGUGAGAACGUUAUUGAUUGACAACUAUGAUAGUUACACAUACAAUAUUUACCAAGAUUUGUCAGUCAUCAAUGGAUUGCCUCCUGUGGUCAUACGAAAUGAUGACUGGACAUGGGAAGAUUUAUAUCAUUAUUUGUAUGAAGAAAAGGCAUUUGAUAAUAUUGUUAUAUCUCCUGGGCCUGGUUCUCCAACAUGUGCCAAUGAUAUAGGAAUAUGUCUACGUUUACUCCACGAGUGCGAGGAUAUUCCCAUUUUAGGUGUUUGUCUUGGGCACCAGGCUUUAGGUUAUGUGCAUGGAGCUAAAGUUGUUCAUGCAAAUGAGCCAGUUCAUGGGCGCCUAAGCGAAAUUGAGCACAAUGGUUGUAGUCUUUUCAAUGGCAUACCGUCUGGGAGAAAUUCAGGGUCUAAGGUUGUAAGAUAUCAUUCACUUGUAAUAGAUCCUGAAUCUCUUCCCAAUGAAUUAAUUCCUAUAUCAUGGACCUGUUCUACAGAUACCCAAUCAUUUCUUGAGAUUAGCAAUGCUUCCUCAAUUUCAGAUGCUCAUGACACAGUUUCUAGUAAUUCUAGGUCAGAAGUACAAAAAUCUCUGCGUGUUUGGCCUUUCAACGGCCAUAAAAAUAAGCAAAAUGGAAAAGUUCUCAUGGCAGUCAUGCACUCCGUCAGGCCUCAUUAUGGUGUACAGUUUCAUCCAGAGAGCAUUGGAACCUGUUUUGGCAGAGAGAUAUUUAAAAAUUUUAGAGAAAUCACAGAGGAUCAUUGGCUUAACUAUGGACCAUUAGUCACCCGCAAAGAAAAUGUAGAUUAUUCUGGAAAUCAAAUAAUACUAAGGAAACCGGUUGAUCAAUUAAGUGAUGGGGCUUUUCCCAGUAGAAGUAUUGAACUUAAUGGAGUUAGUAGAAAAGAUGUUGGCCUGUUUGAUCUUGUAAAUCUUUCAUAUCCCAGCAAUGGAGUCAAAUUUCUGAAGUUGACAUGGAAGAAAUACAAUCAUUUGGCUUCUGAAGUUGGUGGUGCUAGAAAUAUAUUUUAUCAAUUGUUUGGACAUCAUAAAGCUGAAAACACGUUUUGGCUUGACAGUUCAUCGAUUGAAAAGGGAAGAGCACGAUUUUCAUUCAUGGGAGGAAAAGGUGGAUCACUAUGGAAACAAAUGGUUUUCCAGUUAUCAGAUGAAAGUGGUCAUCCUUUUGAAGGAGGCGGCUAUCUAUCAAUUGAGGAUGUUCAAGGCUCGGCAACCAAAACAUUUUUGAAGGAUGGUUUCUUUGACUAUCUAAACAAGGAGCUUUCGUCUUUUCAAUACAAAAGUGAAGACUAUGACGAGCUUCCAUUUAACUUUCAUGGUGGAUAUGUUGGCUACUUCGGAUAUGAACUCAAAGUAGAAUGUGGUGCAGCGUUCAACAAACAUAAGUCUUGGACUCCAGAUGCGUGUUUUUUCUUCGCCGACAAUCUUUUGGUCAUUGAUCACUCCUCGGAUGAUGUUUACCUGUUAUCCAUACAUGAAGAAUGCAAUACUUCUACAUCAUGGUUGGAUGAUACAGAGCUUAAGCUUAUGGAUUUGAGAACUUCCGUUCCAGAUAAGUUAAUUGAAGAAAGCUCACUCAAUGUGUCAUUUACACCGAGCAAAGUAGAUUUUGUUGCUGAGAAAUCUAAGGAAGGAUAUAUAAACGAUGUUGAAAAGUGUAAGCAAUACAUCAAAGACGGCGAAAGCUACGAGUUGUGCCUCACAACCCAAAUUAGGAAAAAAAUUGAGGAAACUGACGCCCUGAGACUUUACCUCAGGCUCAGAGAAACAAAUCCGGCACCUUAUGCUGCUUGGCUAAAUUUUUCAAAAGAAGAUAUAUGCAUCUGCUGUUCAUCACCAGAACGGUUUCUACAAUUGAAUAGGGAUGGUGUUUUGGAAGCGAAACCCAUUAAAGGUACGACAAAGCGAGGAGUGACAUCAGAGGAAGACGAACAGCUCAAAAUGCAGUUGCAGUAUAGUGAAAAGAACCAAGCUGAAAACUUAAUGAUAGUCGAUCUUCUAAGAAACGACCUUGGUCGUGUGUGUGAACCGGGUUCUGUUCACGUUCCACUUCUGAUGGAAAUAGAGUCAUAUGCAACCGUCCAUACAAUGGUGAGCACAGUUCGCGGCAAGAAACAGCCAAAUGUAAGUGCUAUUGACUGUAUAAAAGCAGCUUUUCCUGGUGGUUCGAUGACUGGAGCACCGAAGUUGAGGUCUAUGGAGCUCCUCGACACCAUCGAGAGUUGUCCUCGAGGUAUUUAUUCAGGUUGCAUUGGAUAUAUCUCCUAUAAUCAGACAUUUGAUCUUAAUAUUGUAAUUAGAACAGUCGUCUUGCAUAAAGGAGAAGCUUCCAUUGGAGCUGGAGGAGCUAUUAUUGCUCUCUCAGAUCCUAUUGAUGAAUACGAAGAAAUGAUCUUGAAAACGCAUGCUCCCUCCAGGGUGGUUGUGGAAUUUUCUUAGAACUUUUACCUUGUACUUCACAAGAUCUUAGCCCUCUAAAAUCCCAUAGUUUUCUUUCGUUGUUUUUUCCUUUUUGAUUUUUAUUUUAAAAUAUAUGUGAAAGAUGGCUUGUAUUAUAGAAAUAACAGAUCGUUACAUAAAAUUUUGUUUUGUUUUGUUGCA